This is a messenger RNA of Tetrahymena thermophila SB210, 627 nucleotides long. RefSeq names its product transmembrane protein, putative. The record is from RefSeq and is a predicted model, not a curated record. The transcript has a single exon. NCBI's taxonomy places the organism in Eukaryota, Ciliophora, Oligohymenophorea, Hymenostomatida, Tetrahymenidae.
AUGAGCGGUCAUAAAGAAUACUUAGAAGAUAUUCAUGCAAAUGUUUUUUAAUUAGGUGUCCUUGAUGAAUCAAACCUAUUUGUUCCAAUUUUUAAUGGAGUUGUUAAUACUCUUUACUAUUUUAUAGUUACGCCUAUUUUAAUUCCUUAUAUUGUUAGAUGCAUGAAUGGAGAUUACGAAAAUUUAAACAAUUUUGAAGUCUUUUUAGCAGUUUUUGAAGCAUAAGAAUCUCAGAAUCAUCGUGAAUCAUAUAAAGAGGAUGAAGUAUACUUAUUCAAUAGUAAAUCAUCAUUAGAAGAAGUACCUAAUGAUAGUUUAAGUAUUGAAAUGACCUAAAACAAUCAAAUAGCAAACUAAAUUAGCUUUAAUAGCAGAUUUAUUAUAAGAUUAAAUCUUUAUUCAUUAGCUUAUUUAUCUCACAUGUUCUUUGGGAUAAUAGCAUCCGACUUCAGAGAUAUUUUGGACCCUUAUGAUCACCAAGAAGAUUUUUACAUUCCAAACUAUUUGUUCACAACAACUUAUGCUAUAUUCUCCUUUAUUGUUAUUUCAAUCAACUCCUAUAUUUACAGUAAAAAAGAAAUAUUAAAUAAUGAAAAAAAUAAUAAAAUAUUUUAAUCCUGCAAAUGA